Aspergillus calidoustus is the source of this 463-nucleotide messenger RNA. NCBI's taxonomy places the organism in Eukaryota, Fungi, Ascomycota, Eurotiomycetes, Eurotiales, Aspergillaceae. The record is from the annotation of a GenBank genome assembly.
CGAGAUGAAGCUCACAAACCCCCUGAUCAUCCUUAUGGGUUUGGUAGCACCGGUGCUUGUCGCGGCAACACUCGAUCCAGCCUCAUCGAACACAAAGGGCUACAAGCCCACGGCCCUGAAUUGCUCAGCCGCAAAGAUAUCCGCCGCAAUCCAAGCAGCCGAAUGCAGCCACAACACGCGCACAUCCGCUCCACAGACCUUUGCCGUUUUCCAGAUCGACCACCAGUAUGACGGGAUCAAUGGAUCUCCCUAUGGGACGUGCAGUGCUUACACGUGUACGCCGCCGCCUGAAUUUGAUGAUGGUGAGCUGGAUCCGGAUGAGGAUUACUGGAUUUUCUACUGGAGUGACAGUGGCACGGAGAGUGGCGUUGGGACGGGGUGUAUUCGGGAUCCGAAUACGGGGGAAUGUGGGUGUGAGAAUUCUGAUGGGACGUUUGUUGUUGGGGGGGAUAGUUGUGUUUGA